Messenger RNA from Penicillium cataractarum, 2466 nucleotides. RefSeq names its product putative ATP-dependent RNA helicase (Hrh1). Gene Ontology annotation, cellular component: catalytic step 2 spliceosome; intracellular anatomical structure. The coding region runs from base 1 to 2466 and encodes 821 amino acids. The record is from RefSeq and is a predicted model, not a curated record. Gene Ontology annotation, molecular function: RNA binding. Lineage: Eukaryota; Fungi; Ascomycota; Eurotiomycetes; Eurotiales; Aspergillaceae. The transcript is spliced from 2 exons.
AUGCCUGAGAAGGUGCACACCUAUUUUGGUGACUCGGACAAUGAGUCCUCUAAGCAGGCUCCUAAGGUUGCACCGGAACCGACGAUAGUCGAGGAUGUGGGCCGCAAGAAGAAGCGCAACAAGAAGCGGAAGCGCGACGAGCCCGAGGAAGCCCAGGCACAUCGCAACAAUGUGACAGUACAGGCUGAGCAACCUGUCAAGGCUGCUGCGCCGGUUACAGAGAAGCCUGUUACAGUAUCUACUGUGAACAAGGAACCUGAACUCAAACCCUCGCCCGACCAGACCGCCGCCCCGAAAUUCAACGCCAAGUCAAGACCUCCCAAGACCUUCACCGAUACAAAGACCAACUUCACCUCCCUCCGCGAAAAAGCGAACGCCCUCUACGAACUCCGCAAGAAACUCCCCAUCUUUGCCCAUGCCGAUGAAAUCCGACAGAAGCUCCGCGACCAAGAUGUCAUGCUGUUGGUCGGUGAGACCGGUUCCGGAAAGAGUACCCAGAUCCCACAGUUCCUGGUGAACGAGUUCUGGUGCCGACCGACACCCGCCAAGGUCUUGAAAGAGGAUGGGACGGAGAAAUCCAUCACCGUUGGUGGAUGUAUUGCGAUCACACAGCCUCGUCGAGUCGCGGCGAUUUCGCUGGCACGUCGUGUGGCUGAGGAAAUGGGUACACCACUUGGAUCUUCGUCGCCGGCUAGCAAAGUUGGCUACUCGGUGCGAUUUGAUACGUCUACGUCGCCUAGUACGCGGGUGAAAUUCUUGACUGAGGGAAUGCUGCUUCAGGAGAUGCUGCAUGAUCCUUGGUUGACCAAGUACAGUGCUGUUGUGGUCGAUGAGGUUCACGAGCGUGGUAUCAAUGUUGAUCUAGUUGCGGGCUUCCUCCGGAAUAUGGUCUCUGGGAAGAAGGAGGGCCGCGGUGGGGUGCCACUCAAGGUGGUGGUCAUGAGUGCUACGGCUGAUAUGGAGAGUCUGAUGGGCUUCUUCCAGGAAGGGUUUAAGGAGCAGGAGCAAGAGGAAAAGCAAAGGCAAAAGCAAAUAUCCAACGGGGCCGAGAACGGUGAUAGCUCGGAGGAAUCGUCAAUGGCGAUAACGGCUUGUCAUAUCAAGGGUCGACAGUUCCCUGUCAAGACCAUCUACUCGCCAGAGCCGGUGCAUGAUUUUGUCGAUGCGGCUUUGAAGAUUAUCUUCCAGAUUCAUUACAAGGAGCCUAUGCCGGGCGAUAUUCUGGUUUUCCUUACGGGUCAAGAGACUGUGGAGAACUUGGAGAAUUUGGUGAACGAGUAUGCCAUUGGCAUCGAUCCGUCAUUACCUAAGAUUCUCGUCCUCCCUCUCUUCGCAGCUCUCCCUCAAGCUGCCCAACAGCGAGUCUUUGCCCCCGCUCCACCGCGCACCCGCAAAGUUGUUCUUGCUACAAAUAUUGCAGAAACCUCCGUUACGGUGUCUGGUGUGAGAUACGUGGUAGACUGCGGCAAGGCAAAGGUCAAGCAAUUCCGCACCCGCCUUGGAUUGGACUCGCUGCUGGUGAAGCCCAUUUCCAAGUCAGCCGCGAUCCAGCGGAAGGGCCGUGCUGGUCGUGAGGCUCCCGGCCAAUGCUUCCGGUUAUACACCGAGAAGGACUACCUAGCUCUUGACGAGACAAACACUCCAGAGAUUCUGCGUUGCGAUCUUACCCAGGCUCUUCUGAAUAUGAAGGCUCGUGGCGUAGACGACAUCGUUCGAUUCCCCUUCUUGACCCGACCACCGCGCGAGGCUCUCGAGAAGGCCCUGCUUCAACUUUUGAAUAUCGACGCGCUUGCAGACGACGGUAGCAUUAGUGAGAUUGGUCUCCACCUCGCGAAGCUCCCUCUCUCACCGACCCUCGGACGAGUACUGUUGGCAGCCUCGGAGAAUGGGUACGACUGUCUACUGGAUGUCAUCGACAUCAUCUCUUGCCUGAGCGUGGAGAACAUCUUCCUCAACACCACCUCUGAGGAAAAGAAGGAAGCAGCCGAGACAGCCCGGCGGGAUCUCUACCGACGUGAAGGCGAUCAUCUGACGAUGCUAUCCACCGUGCGGGCCUACGCGGGCGAAAACGUGGAUCGCAAGGUGUGGGCAGAGCGACACCUGGUAUCCCAUCGGGCAAUGCAGUCCGUGAUGGACGUCCGCAAACAACUCCGCUCUCAAUGCCGGCAAGCUAAAAUGCUUCCGCGCGAAGAGCGAAACGAUCACUACCCCGAUCCAUCCCCCGAUCUGAUUCUACAAAGUUUCUUGAGUGGCUUUGCGACGAAUACCGCCCGGUUGGUGCCCGAUGGUAGUUACCGCACGCUUGUGGGAAACCAGACGGUCGCGAUUCACCCAUCGAGUGUAUUGUUUGGCAAGAAGGUGGAGGCCAUCUUAUAUAAUGAGUUCGUGUUUACGAAUCGCAGUUAUGCGCGUGGAGUGAGUGCGGUGCAGAUGGAUUGGGUUGGGGAAGCCUUGGCUGGGAGAUAG